ACAGCAACACCGAGCGGGCCGGCGGCCUUCCCCUUCGCCUCGCCACUCUCUCUUGUUUUGCCACCUCGACCCCCCACCCCCGGUGCCCACUCGGCCACUCCCAACUCCCAAGUCCCAACUCGCAGCGCAGCUGGUCCUUUCCAUUUGGUAUGACUCCCCGCCCCCGCGCGCGAACCUGCCGCACCGCCCUGUUUUCCUUUCUCCCCUGCCCCCGCGUUCCCAUUCCGCACCCGCACCCGCGCGCCGCGGCAGCUUAGGGAAAGCUUGCUUUGCUGCGAGCCCUGCCCUACCACGCUGCACGGUGCCGGGGCCGCACGGCACACCCUCCAUCCUGACCUGCGCUGGGCGCGAGCGCGUUGUUACUUGAGCGGGAGCUCGCCAGCUCGGGUUCUUCAGUCCAUAGCUCAGCUCAGUAGGUUGAUGACCGGCAGCGGAGGCGACGGCCAGUCCGCCCUGCCCAAGGCAGCCUCACGUAGAGCGAGCGAGCCGUCUCAACGCCGGCAAUGAGGGUGUACAUCACGGCGACGGCGACCGCGACCGCGGGCGACGGCGACGCGACGACGAAGCCCAAGGCGCCGCAGCCGCGGACACAGCAGCAGCAAGCGGCGCGGCGUGGGUGCCGCUCGGCUGCAGUGACGGGGCUCCUCGCGGGGCUGCUCCUCUUCCGCGCCGCGCUCCUCGCCAUCGAAGCCGGUGCCUCUCUCUGCCCUUCCACGACCGGGUGCCUGGACUGGCGGGCGGGGCUGGGGCGCUGGCUCUACGGCGACGGCGGCGACGCGACGGAGGAAUUCAUGAAGGAAUGGCGGCGUCACAGGGAAGAAGCCACCCUGCUGGACCCUGUGGUGGUGGAAGCGGCGCCGGACUCCCUAGACGCGCUCAUGGCGGAGAUGGCCACCAUGCUGGCGUCCUACGACCGGCGGAUUGACAUGGAAGCCGUGGCGAUCAAGAUGAUGGCCAUGCUGUUGAAGAUGGAUCGGAAGGUAAAGUCCUCAAGGAUCCGGGCUCUGUUCAACCGGCACCUGGCGUCGCUGGGCGUCCCCAAGAGCGUGCACUGCCUCACCCUGCGUCUCGCCGAGGAGUUCGCGGUAAACUCCGCGGCGCGCUCCCCGGUGCCGCCGCCGGAGCACGCCCCGCGCCUGACUGACGCCUCGUGCCUCCACGUCGCGCUCGUGACCGACAACGUGCUCGCGGCCGCCGUCGCGGUGGCCUCCGCCGUGCGCAGCGCCGACGACCCUGCCAGGCUGGUGUUCCACGUGGUCACGGACAAGAAGAGCUACGUGCCCAUGCACUCGUGGUUCGCGCUGCACCCGGUGUCGCCCGCGGUCGUCGAGGUCAAGGGACUCCACCAGUUUGACUGGCGCGACGCCGGCGUCGUCGCCUCCAUCAUGAGGACGGUCGAGGAGGUUCAGAGGAGCUCGCUGGAUUAUCACCAAUGUGAUGGAUUUGGAUCAGCGGAGAGGGAGCACAGACGGCUCGAGGCAUCCAGACCGAGCACGUUCUCGCUCCUCAACUAUCUCAAGAUCCAUCUCCCGGAGUUCUUCCCUGAGCUUGGUAGGGUGAUGCUUUUGGACGACGACGUCGUGGUACGCAAGGACUUGGCCGGGCUGUGGGAGCAGGACCUUGACGGGAACAUCAUCGGCGCGGUCGGCGCUCACGAAGGCAGCGGCGUCUGCGUCGACAAGACCUUUGGCGACCACCUGAAUUUCUCGGACCCCGACGUGUCCGGCCUGCAUAGCUCGCAAUGCGCGUGGUCGUGGGGCGUCAACAUCGUCGACCUCGACGCCUGGCGACGAACAAACGUCACCGAGACAUACCAGUUCUGGCUACAAAAGAACCGGGAGUCGGGCUUCAGGCUGUGGCAGAUGGCCUCGCUGCCGCCGGCGCUGAUCGCGGUCGACGGGCGCGUUCAGGCGAUCGAGCCGCAGUGGAAUCUGCCGGGCCUUGGUUGGCGCGUGCCGCACCCCGACCUUGUGCGGUCCUCCGCCGUUCUGCACUUCAGUGGGCCGCGGAAGCCAUGGCUGGAGGUCGCGUUCCCGGAGCUACGGCAGCUGUGGCUCGCCCACUUGAACGCAUCAGACAGUUUCUUACAAGGAUGUGGUGUGGUCGAAUGGCAGUAAACGAGGGAACAGCGGAGUAUCGAGUUGGGAGGAGAAGUACAGUAAUUUGGUUCAGGUCUUCAGGAAUCAGGAUCAGGAAUUUACCGGGGGGCAGAGCUGGGGUUCUGGGGGAGGGAAGUAGGUGUUGCCUGCAGUCUCUCUUGGCCUUCAGGCUCUACACACAAUCGACAUAUUCAUAUACUAGUAAAAGUCAGUGUGACACUAGAAGUCUAGAACUGCUUGUAAUCUUUCUUAGAUAAAGGGAAUAUAACAUUCCCACCUCCAACGUUGGCAAAUAAAAUGAGUAUAGCUAUUUAGAACAGAA
Molecule: messenger RNA, 2421 nt
Organism: Sorghum bicolor (sorghum)
Lineage: Eukaryota; Viridiplantae; Streptophyta; Magnoliopsida; Poales; Poaceae
Product: probable galacturonosyltransferase 15
Exons: 6
Coding region: 504-2117 (537 amino acids)
Molecular function (GO): polygalacturonate 4-alpha-galacturonosyltransferase activity
Source: RefSeq, a predicted model, not a curated record